Molecule: messenger RNA, 10450 nt
Organism: Caenorhabditis auriculariae
Lineage: Eukaryota; Metazoa; Nematoda; Chromadorea; Rhabditida; Rhabditidae
Source: the annotation of a GenBank genome assembly
AUGUUUACGAGGUAUCAGAGACUUUUGACUAACAUGUAGCUAAUAAGAACAGAAUUUAUUAGAACACGGAACUGAGAAAAAUCUCUCAAUUUCAAGAAAGGAAAUGAGAAUACCUUGAACUCAAAAGUAUUGAUUAGUUCGUAUUCUCUGCAUCGCGAUGGGCGAUUUCUGCGGCGUGUUUCGAACACUGUUGUACACUAGCGCCUUUUUGCCUUUCUCAAUCUCAAGUGUAGGGAAAGUUCGCUCUAAACAACUGCAGGCAUCUCUGCUCGGACAUUGGUAACGCAGGCUUGUGCGUCAGGCCGGGCGGCCUGGCCCGGGCCGGCCUGGGCUUUGGGCCUUAUUUUCAGGAAAAAGCCCGCGUGGGCUCAGGCCGAGCCGGGCUUCAAAAAAAAUUUAAAAUUUCAUUUAAAAAGUUUCCACCGAAAUGUGACUUUUACUUCUGAAAUCAUAGUUUUUGUUAAACUUUAAGAGAAAAAAUGAGCAAAAACGUAAUUUUUGUCGUAAAAAAACUUAAUAUCCGACUAGAAAAAACUUUGCGCGAUUCGGGCCGGGCGGGCCAUUUUUUCUUGAGGCCCGCGAAGGCCAGGCCGGGCCGGGCUUACGAAAUGGUCGGGGGGCCGGGAGGGUGACGGGCCGGCCCUCGCACAAGCCUGUGGUAACGCGAAACGAACGUUUUUGGGCGGUUCUGGGGGUCACUUAAGAGUGCUGAGGCUACUAAAGUGGUCAUUAGAAAUGCCCCGACACGUCCGAUCCGCGUCCCGAUCGCGUUACCAAGAUCCGAGUGACAUGGGGCGCAUAUGCGCAUAAAAGUCGCUACAAAUCUUUCUCUGAUCUACGAUAUUUCGUUGAAUCUCGCAGCGAGAUAACGACGGAAUAGCGUAGCCAGAGAAAAAGUUGUGGCGGCCUUUAUGCGCCCCAUAAUACAGAAGAGAUCUCAACUUAUCAAUAAAAAAUCAUAAUUCCAAGUUACUAUCCCGAAGUAAUUUUUUACCUUACAUAGGCGAAUCGAGAAAAGGUAUCGCCGGACCCUCAGAGGUAUAUCGCAGGCUCUGAAGUCUCACGAUGGUACCUCGAGGAUACCUCUGAGGAUUUCGAGCAAAAUGAGAGGGGGUUGAGAGAGACUCUGAAGUAUCUCCGAGAUGAUUCAGAUAUAGCUGAAAGGUAUGCCGGCGGUCUCACGAUGGACACAUUAUGGGGUCUUCACGAUUCGCCUGUGUCGGACAAAACGGAAAUUGUUCCGAAACGCAACAAAAAUGCUCAAAAAAAGUUUAUAGCAGUGAAAUAAGCGAAAAAUGAAAGUUUUUUUAAUCACCUCUAAACUUGAAAAAUUUUUUUAAUUUUUUUAAAAAAAUUUAAUUUAACGUAGAGUUUUUCAAUCUGAAGUCAAAGUAUAUAAUUUAGCAGGAUCAAAAUUAUAGUCAGAGAUAAUUAUCUCUGACUCUCCGAAAAUUAAGUUAUCGUUUUCGCUCUCUGACAGUCAUUUUGCAUUUGGCGGAAUCAUUUUGGAAAAGGCACCAUCAUCGAAGCCGCAAAAGCGCGAAAAGAGCAAGUGAGGUGAAAAAGAUCUUAAAUUAUUUUUGCUCGAAAUGAUCUCUGAACCGUCGAUAGACAUCGAAAAUUUUUUUUAAUUCUGCGAAAAUCGCAACCCUUCUGUCGACGAGCGCGUUCACAGCCGUUUUAGAGCUUUUUUUGUAAUUUGAGUUGUUCAAAAAAAUAUCCAUAUUUUUUUGAUGAUUUUGAUUUUGUUUAAAAAAAGCAAAUUUUUAGGUUUUUAAUCAGUCAUUAAUAAAUUAUAAAAAAUUAAGCAAUUCAUUUUCUGAUUCAAUUGCUCAAGCUAAACGAAAUACCUUCAUGUCUUAUUCCUGUAGUUUGAACUGUUCUCGUACAUAAUUUUAGAACGUAAAGUUUCAUGUGCGAGUUCAUUAUUCAAAUCCUUCUCAACAGUGCAUCUAAAUCUGCGUUUUCGUCCCACCCCACGCGCGUUUGUGUUUUUCUCUGCGUACCCUCUCUCAUUAUCCAGCCUCGUUUCUCGUUAUGCCGCGAAAUAAUUAUUUUUGAAACAAUCGCCUCCCCUAGGGGAGGGCCCUUUUACUGUUCAUUUAUUUCAAAUAAAUAAAAUACAGUUUUUUUUAGUGGGAAUCUCUCUGCUCUAGAUAUCGCUUUGGUUCAUGAUAGAAACGAAUGAAGUUUGACCGGAGCUUUAUAUUCGCGCAACUUUUCCCCCAACACAGUCGAAAUUUUGAUAUUGUGUUCCUUCGUUUCAAUUAGUUCCUUCAUGAAGGAUUGAAGCUUCAAUCUUCUCAGGAGUAAAGCGUAAUAAAUUAUUUGAGUUCUAAUAUAUUUUAUCGUCUUUCCUAAUACGCGAUAAAAAUCACUUUAUAAUUAUUCUUUCAUUUCGUUCAUCUUGGCUCCUUUAUAAUUUGUGGCGUACGUCCUUUUCUACAUCUGCUUCUAUGCAUUGAUUCGCCUUUUUAUGAGCGUUCCCCUCAUCCCAUAAGCCAAUCGAGGUCAGUUUUCGCCAUUUUACCACCUUCACCCUAACCUCUUCAUUAUUGCUUAUCUUUGAUAAUUUCUCAUACAUUACUGUGAUUUCUUCAAGAGUUUUUUUGUGUUUUUUUGAAUAACUCAAAACUCUUCACCUUGUUUUGUCCUUGUUAAAAAUACGAACUAAAUUUUUUUUAAAAAAAUUUGCUAGGAAAAAUCGAGUGUAAUUUUUUUAAUAAUAUUACAUCUUUUCAUUUUCUGAAAGCGACGAAUUGAGACUGCUUCUGUUGAAGCUGCAUAUUCGAGUGAGUCAGGACAUUGUGAAAUACUCCUUACUAUUCAUGUGAGCGUGCUCCAAAGAUGCUUUGGCGAGCGGAGGAAAUCUCCCAUCUUUUCAUUCUUCUUUCAUCGGCCCUCAGUCACCUAUGUUCGUUUGGUUUUGUACUUUUUUUUUCGGUUUUUUGUUUUAAUUUCUAUCGUCGUCAAUGAUCAAUGCUUAUAUAUCUCUAGGAUAUUUUUUUUUUUCUGUUAUUCUCAAAUUUUUACAAUCGGAUUGUUCGCUAAUAUUAAGAGUGUGUAAUCGUUCCGACACUUGAAUAUAUGUAAUAAUAAGGAGCUUUUCGAAAAAAAAAAACAUUUAAUAUUAUUGCGAAUAUUUUCAUUUGCAUUUCAAUAGUAUCAGAUUAACUGCUAGCUUUAUUUGCGUGGUGCAUAACUCUCUAGGUUUUCUUUUUUCUUUCACUUCGUUUAUCGACUUUUUCAGAUAUGGACUCAAAUUAUCGAUUUUUUUUCUCAUUCCAGGUGCUAUCAUUCAGCUCGAAAUGUACGAAAAAAGAAAGCGAUGAUGGCUGCAACACUUUUGCUUUUAAUAUUCGUCUUCAUUGUUCAGGCCAAAGGUUUUUUUUUAUUUUAAGCUUUUCAUAAUAGAACUUUUUGAAGUGGACAUUCGGCAGACAACUGCAAAUAAAGCUUUCAUGGAAACAGUUCGAGACGGGUUCUACGAAGUUGUUCAUCCUUUUCAAAUUAGGGACAAAAACGAAAGAAUAGGCAUAGGCUCGUAGCAAAAUGAUGUUUGUUUUCAAAUUUGAGAGCUUUAGACACUCGAAACUACUUUUUGAAAGCUCGAGAACACUUUGAGCAUGUUACCAUUGUUAUUCGGAGUAAUUCGCUCGGGCGGUUGAAGCUGGUACUUGAUAGAAAUGACUACAUUUUUGUAAACCAGACAAGUUUUCGGAAGGUGAGUUCAAAUAUGCAGCAAAAUGUUGAGUUCAAGAAAAUUGCAGCUAGAUUCGGAUGGGGAAAAAGUCGUGCACCCGCGAGUGGAGAACUGUUAUUACCAGGGCACUGUUGGCGGCGAAGAAUCCUCUUUCGUCGCACUCUCCUCCUGCAAUGGACUCAGGUAUGAGCGAGUCAUUUAAAAAAAGAAACCGUGCCAACUGUAAAACCUAUUUUAAAUGUAUACAUAGUGGAUCUUGCGUUCACAUAGUCAAAAUUAAUCCGGCUUCGAGUAUAACCCCUGAUAUUCACGUUAGAAUACGUGCAGUGCCAAAAAAGUUUUCAACGAGUCUACUUUCAAAAAUUUCUCUUACAUGACCAAGCUGUAAAUCCGAACCCAAAAUUAAAUUCAAAGUAAUUGGAAGAGAAAUUCUCAUAAGGCAGGUUUAUUCAUUAGAAACGAGUCCGACCUAUCCAAUUUUUCUGUAAGUUUACAAUCUGAAAGAGUGUCUCUAGGGUCCAAUGAAAAAUGCUGGGAUACUUUCCAGAGGCGUGAUAUCUUUCGCCAACGGUACGACAUAUGGCGUUUGGCCUUUGGACACCAACGACAGAGGCGGCAAAAGACAUCCCCACGUACUCUAUAAGUAAGAAACCAAUGAAAUAGCCCUUCAAGCCGUUCGAGACUGGAUUUUUCUAUCUUAUUUUCUGCUAGCUUAAAUUCAAAAACUUUUUUUUGUAAUGUUUUAUGAACCGCUAAAACGGGAUAAUUUGAGAACGGAUUGGAAAAAAGACGCUCGUUGCGGGACCUCUUUGGCGCAAUCAGUCGAGUCAAGGGUACGUCGCACGUCCGUCUCUAAUGACAACUUCCGAUUGCAGAUUAGGCGCGCAGCACACAAGAAGAGGGUGCACAAGCUGCGCAACCGCGACGUUUCCAAACGGACGAAAUACGUGGAAGUGGCGUUAAUUGCGGAUCAUGAGUUUGUGAGUGGAGUCGAAUUGUUUGACAGCGGGCGGUCUCCCGCGGGAAUGCCUUCACAGCUGUGCCGCCGCGAGCUCAGAUAGCCUCAUGAAAAUGCAAAUGGGAUGCGUCUUAGGGCUCCCACUGAAAUAUGUCAAUCAUAGUAAAGCCAUCUUGGCGCUUGUCUUCCCGCAUUUGGUAUUAAUUACAGAUUUGUAAAUGCGAUUGUUCAUGGCGUACAUUCUUGGAGUUUAGGUGAAGCAGCAAGCUCUGACAGAGAGCGACUCUAUCACGUACAUGCUCGAAGCUCUCAACAUUGCCGAUUUUGUAAGUCGAAAGUCCUAUCGAUUCAGGAAAUGAAACAUAAUUUUUUUCUAGAAAAACAAUUUAAAAAUAAGUGUUUUUUUAAUGAAAAAGGCUUGAACGACAACAGCAUAUAGUCGGCAAUGUCACAAAUUUGAAUGCUUUUUGAAUAAAUUUGCCACCGGCCAUGAAAUACUUCUCCUGUGCGAAUUUCGCCUUGUCAUUCAAAAAAAAAAAGAAAAUAAUGUUACACUACGAUAAACCGUAGAAAAAGAAGGAAAGUUUGUGCGCAAACAAGUGUGUGCCCUUCGAAAAAGACAAAAAGACGCUGGCGAAUUGUUCGGACAUUUUUUUCCAAAUUCAAAAAUGGGUCUAAACUUGAAAAAAAAAACUUCAAGUGGAAAAAGAAGCGUUACAGAUGCUCUCGAGAGAUCUGAACAUCAGAUUGUCAGCCGUUUACGUCGAACUUUGGAUGGAUGCGCAAAGAAUCGACUUGUUUGAGGAUUCCCAGCGAACUCUGAGUGGCGUCGUCGAAUACAUCGCUGGUCAUAUUUAUCACAUCCGUAAGUUGUAUUUAUUUAGUUAGUUUGUUAAUAUACAGGAAGGAUAGAUUUUUUUUCUUUCAGAAAAGGAUGCGACGAUACUGUUCACAAGCGGAUCUUUUGCCAAUUCAGAGGCAGGGAGUGCAGAGUUUCGAAACAUUUGUACAGCACGAUCGGCUGUUUUUGUAAAGGCAAGAAUUUAUACCCUUCUCUUACGUUUUCUAAGUGCCUCACAAGAAAAAAAAAUUAUAUGAUUAUUUGGACGCGUUUCUUUUUCUUUCUCGAAUGACUUGAGAGAAGAAAGAGAUGUUUGUUAAACACGGUUAUCCCUGUAUCAAUUGGAAGGCUUUCAGUUUUUUUUAGCAUCAGCGUCAAAUAGCACAUCAAUUUCUGACAAAUCAAACUGACUUGAGAUAAAAGAUCUUUUUCGGAAUUAUUUUUGGGACUAAAUCACGUGGAAAAAAAAAACCUGGUCAUACAAUUCCGUUUUGUUUUAUUCUUCAACUUCAAUCAAUAAAAAAAUUUGAAACAUUUGGCAAAAAAAUCUCCGUGUGUGCAAUUGGUAAAAAUGAUGAGGAUUGGCGAGUUUUUUUUCUAUUGGGUGGCAGAAAAGGAUGUUUUCUAUUUACGGUAUAAAUAUAAAAAAAUAAUAAAAUGAAGAAUGCUAAACUGGGAAUUUCAGUUUUUUCUCGCUAGAAUAUUACCGCUUUUUCAGUCCUUUGAGUAACAAAGACACUUACGAUUGCAGGCAAUAGACGAUUUCGCGACGCAAUGGACUGGCGAGCUGAUUUCGCAGCAAGUCGGCCAUCUCCUCGGCCUCGAACACGACACAGCCGCCUGCUCCUGUGAACCUUCCUCCCAAUGUGUCAUGCGCUCCCGUCCGGGGUUUCAACCUCUUGUGUCACAGCAUUCAUCUCGGAUCAACUUUCAGCUACGUUGGCUCACCGUUCGCCUGGCAGUUCUCAAAGUGCUCAGUGGCGCGGAUGCACGGUAUUUGGCAAGACGGCCAUGUACAGUGCUUGCUCAACAAGCCCUUCCAAGUAUGUGUCUUUCACUUUUUUGUGUCGGAAUGACGUGCACUUCCUUUGCGCACUUUUUUCAAGUUGAUGAAUUUUCAGGGCUCCGAACUGACGGAGUGUGGCAAUGGAGUGGUGGACGCGUCCGAAGAGUGUGACUGCGGUAGUCGCGAGUCUUGCUCAGAUCCUUGCUGCGACCCUCUCACCUGCACUCUCAAGGCUCAUGCUCAGUGCGCGGCACAUCACAAGUGCUGUAACCGUUGCCAAGUCAGUUUUCACAUACCCUUUCCGAUUUAUCUUUUAGUGAUGACGUUCUUAAAAAUAAGUUUUUUUCUCUUCUGCCAACAAAAUAAAGAAAAAAAAUAUUAGAUUUGAAUAUUGUCUGUGAAAUCUGUCGUUGAAUAAAAAAAGUUAGUCUAUAGUUUUUCUUUUUCAAACUCCCUCUGUUUGCUAAUAAGCUAUGACUGUUCUAUGUAUGGAAUGAGAAAAAAAAAGUAGACAACUUGUGUCUUUGAAUGACUUUCCUCUGAAAGCUUUCACGUUCUGACCUCAAUCUAGUUGCGAAAAGCGGGAGAAGUGUGUCGCGCGUCACGAUCUUCCUGCGACGUGACGGAGAUGUGCGACGGCAGUUCUGGGGAAUGUCCACCGGAUGGCCACCUCAUCGACGGAACAGUCUGCGGACAGGACGGCCAAUGCUGGCGCGGCAACUGCAGCGAGCCGCAUUCGCAAUGCGUCUCGCUGUGGGGAGAACAGACGAAAGUCGCCGACGUCGCCUGCUUCGAGCAGAAUAGCCGUGGACACGAGUUCGCCAGCUGUGGUCAGUCCGGCGACGGCUCAUUCCGUCCUUGUCGCCGGGAGGACGUCCAGUGUGGCACUUUGCACUGUCAAGGUAAUAGUGCGGAAAAGAAGAUGAUCAUGAAAUGAGUUUCAGGAGGGGAAGUCGCUCCUAGAGACGCUGCUUUCAAAGCGUUCACUUUCCACUUUUCUCAAAACCAACAGCAGGUUUUUUUCUUCUCUAUAUAAUAUCGAGUUCGCUCCCACUAAAAGAAUUGAAAGCAAGCUUUUUUAUAGUACUGGUCAUAAAGAAUAAAGUUGAAUGCAUUUAUGUUCAUAAUUUUGGUGGAGAAUUUCCCUAGCCUUACUAUUGAAUUUUUCAAUAGCGAUCUUUCUCAGAAACUUUCUCAUCUUCAAAUAUUUAAUGAGGCUUGAAAACUCCAUAUCCAAAUAUAUUUUUUACGCGAGAAACUUCAAUUCAAUUUGAUGUUUUUUGGGUGUGUGUGUGUGAGGCCUUUCAGUUCGGUCGUUUCACAGAUCCAAUGCAAGUCAAUCGCGCACGCCGUCGAAGGAAUGGUGAUGAACGGAGCGAAUUGUGGAAGCGGCCGCGUGUGCAUCGACGGCUCCUGCGUCGAGAUGUCAUCUGUCUCCGCUGCCGUCGCUUGUCCAACCAAUAACCUCGCGCUCCUGUGCUCCGGACAUGGACACUGCACCACCACACAGGUCUGUUUUGUUCCUUUCCUUCAAGUCAAUACACAAUUUCCAUGAAAUAUUUCACAUUCGACCGAAACUUUUUUGAAUACUAACGAUUAUGAUUAAGAGAAGUCAAUGUCUAGUGUUUUCUGGGAGUGUUAGACUGUGUUCGCAGCUUUUAGAUCUUUCCUGUACAAAAUUGACGGUCACUUCCAUUUUCCUCGAAGUAGUGAAAUUGUGAAUCAGGAAAAAAUUUUUUAGUUGAAUUUGGAUAUGCAGUUAGGGUGCUAGCCAGUGCAGUCAUCAGAAUAAGUAUCAAAAAGUGCUCUUUUUAAUAAAACUUCAAAAAAACCUUAUUAACAUUAGUUUCUUGCACAUAAUGAUUAUUUGAGUUCCAUUUUCGAUAGUUCCAAGUAUAUUGACUUUGGCGACAGAAUUAUAGAGAGUACCUUUCUUGUUUAUAAAAAGCUCAUAAUGGAAAGUAUUCCGCGGGUUUAAUUGUUUUCAAAGAUAGCAGACCGAAAUUAUUAUUGUUUUAUCAACCUUUCAAAAAUUCAUGAGCUAAAAUCGAGAGAGUUCAGCAAUGCGUUUGCUUUUCUGGUUGGUCUGGAAAAGCUUGUGAUAUGCGGUCGAACACAAGCAGCAUUGCUGGUUCUACCUCCGAAAAUUCCAAAAACAAAAUCUCCAUCAUCCCGACGCUUUCUAUCACGACAACCCUUGAGACCGCCACGCUUCUUGCUAUUCUGCUUGUCGUAAGUUCUUCUAUGAUGGGUGCAUAAAAAAAAACUUUGAACGCAGGUGGGGAUGAUUCUACUUCUGAUCCUCGUUUGUUUGAUGUUCUGCUACAGAAGGAAAAGCGUCGUAGAGAUUCCGAUUGCAAACGACGAAAAAAAUGACGACGACCAGCCCGAAAGGUCCAUCAAGUUUGGCAAUAUGCCUAGUUACAGGUAAAUGACUGCGUUAUUAUAUUUCUUCCAUAAGGAAGGCUUCCAGGGAGGAAAAGCGCAAGCGGAAAAGCAGUAAAAGGAUAUACGGAGCCCUCAACAGAAUAACAGAAGCUGACGAACGUGAUUCGAACAGUAUGAGGUAUUUCGAACUUUUAUAAAUUUUUCGAUCGUUUGAAACUGUUGAAGGUCCCGAGAUAGUGUUUGUCAACAAGAAAAUCAGCUGCUUUUCGAUCCCAGAAACAGGUAUGAGGUUAUUAUUUUUCAUAUGAUCGUCAUCUUCUCAGAGGGGAGAUUUUCGAGGAAACAGUUGCGGACAACAUCUACGCAGAGUCCCUUUCUUCGCUUUCCAAUAGGCACAUUCAAGACUGCUUCAGAGACGGAGAGGGCUAUCCGCUACGGUAUUUUUCAUUGUUAACAGCUCAUUGAAGUGUCUGAAAGACAGUAAUGGAAUGGUGGACAAAAAAUGUAUAAAAUGUUAUUUUUUCUUACACAGGCAAAGUCUAAACGACCUCAAAAAGGCCUUGAAAAGAAAAGCCUAAAACUCCUUUUUGAGUACCUAAAAAGGUGUCAAAAGUUUCUCAGAAUCUCUUUUUCCCAUCUUUUUUCCGCCUUUUUUUACACCUCCUUAAAAGGUCUAGAAAAAAGGCGCCUUUGAGGUUUUUUUUUCUCAAAAAGUUUUUUUUGAGACCUUUUGAUUUUGCAUGUGUUAAUUGAAAAUCAUAAGCGAGAUUUGUCAACAGUUUUUUUUCAAGUUUUUUUGUGGAAAUCGCAGAUUUCGCCACUUUGAUUAAAUCUCAACUUUCAGGCGCAGACUUGUUUUGUGCCAUUUAAUUUGCAGGCAGCACAACUCUCAACACAUUUGUUCGUAUAAAUCUUUAUUUGUACUGUAAAAAAUCGACCAGUUUUCCUCCUAAAGCCUAUUUUAUACUCCAAAAGAUACCUUUCUUUUUUUACUUGAAUUUUAAUACAAAGACAUUUUGAUAAACAGAUAACUUUACCGCCUUUCACCAGGUGUGGAUCAGCUUUCGUGUCAUUUAUCGGUUCGAAAUUCUCUCUGUUGCAGAACUUUUGGCUCAUGGCGGUCUUCGGCUCCCAUGAGUCCUUCGUCAAGCAACGGCCAUUGUGCAAGUGCUCCUUUACGUCUCAAUAAGAUUGGGCAAAUCCUGCGGAAUCUCCCACCAGACGAGGAUUACCCCGAAAACAUCGUUGGCCAUCGCAACGACCUGCUUUGUAUAUUUUCUUGAUUUUUCCGAUUUGAAUUUUCGAUCGAUUUUAGUAGCUGAAGAAGAGUUGUCGGCCGUCGAAGCAGACAGAGAUUUCGGCUCGAACACAGAAUCUUCGCGAGGCGACGACAUCGACAUGCACGAACGCAUCGCCUCUCAAAAGUCGCACUCGAGUUGGGAUCAACAGCCUCCGUCUUCUAAUAAUCCAAAUGAAGAUCUCAACUUCCGAGAAAGUCCUUCUCUAUUUAGUGACCCUUUCAGAUUAGAACUUUCUUCUUCGAUUCAUACUUAG